AUGUUCCGCUACUCCCACCUGAUUCGCUGCGCCGCGCAGCCUGUGGUGAAGGUGUGUCAGGUUGGCCCCGUGGUCACGUUAACUAUCAACCGCCCCACUCAACUUAAUGCCCUCAACAGGGCUGUGUCGGAGAGCCUCAUGGAAAACUUGGAAAAGUACGACAAGGACCACUCGUGCUCCGCGUUCAUCAUCACAGGUGAAGGUCGCGCAUUCGUCGCGGGGGCUGAUAUUAAGUCUAUGAAGGAUCGCACCUUUUCCGAGGGCGUCCUGUCAAGCGACUUUCAAGCAUUGACCCGCAUCCGUACCAUCGGCAAGCCAAUCAUUGCGGCGGUCAACGGUUUCGCUCUCGGUGGUGGGUGUGAGCUGGCCAUGUCCUGCGACAUCAUUGUCGCAAGCGAGGAGGCGAAGUUUGGACAGCCCGAGAUUAAGCUGGCCACCAUCCCAGGGCUGGGCGGCACGCAGCGUCUGACGCGCAUGAUUGGCAAGGCUCGUGCGAUGGAGUGGGUUCUCUUGGGCAACACGUACACGGCGGCCGAAGCGGAGCGCGCGGGGAUCGUGUCGCGCGUGGUGAAACACGAGGAGCUGAUGCCGACGGCCAUGUUCAUGGCGGAGAAGAUCGCAAGUUACAGCCAGAUUGCCGUGAGGCUGGCCAAGAUGGCAGUGAACGAGUCGCAGGAGACGUUGCUCGCGGCUGGUUUGGCGUACGAGUCUAUGGUUUUCAACUCCACCUUCUCUACUCACGACAGGAAGGAGGGCAUGACCGCGUUUGUGGAGAAGCGCGCACCUCAGUUUCAAAACAAGUGA
This is a messenger RNA of Leishmania mexicana MHOM/GT/2001/U1103, 804 nucleotides long. Its product is annotated as enoyl-CoA hydratase/isomerase-like protein. Gene Ontology annotation, molecular function: enoyl-CoA hydratase activity. Gene Ontology annotation, cellular component: mitochondrion. The coding region runs from base 1 to 804 and encodes 267 amino acids. The record is from RefSeq and is a predicted model, not a curated record. The transcript has a single exon. NCBI's taxonomy places the organism in Eukaryota, Euglenozoa, Kinetoplastea, Trypanosomatida, Trypanosomatidae. Gene Ontology annotation, biological process: fatty acid beta-oxidation.